Molecule: messenger RNA, 1516 nt
Organism: Amblyraja radiata (thorny skate)
Lineage: Eukaryota; Metazoa; Chordata; Chondrichthyes; Rajiformes; Rajidae
Gene: yipf4
Product: Yip1 domain family, member 4
Exons: 6
Coding region: 148-879 (243 amino acids)
Biological process (GO): vesicle fusion with Golgi apparatus; endoplasmic reticulum to Golgi vesicle-mediated transport
Cellular component (GO): membrane; trans-Golgi network
Source: RefSeq, a predicted model, not a curated record
CGGCUGUGGUUGGGAGGGGUUUGUUUCCUCCGCCUACCCGGGGUUUGCUUGUGAUGGUUGCUCGGGCCUCGGCGCUGUAACAUCUGCAGGAGUCGCAGUGCUUGCGGCCGGGCAAUACCGCGGCUAGAGGCGAGACAAGGCGCAGGAAUGAGCGGCCUGCAGCGGCAGCACUUCGCCGCCAACAGCGGGGACUUCACCUUCGUCUCGUCGCUCGACGGUGAAGAGCUCACUGGUUCAAUAGACUCUCCAGAUGUUAUACUUAAUGUGGAAAAUGCCCCAACGAAAGAUUCAUCAGCAACUGCAUUUCUCAGGAAAAGGGGAUAUGGAUGGCUUCUGGAAGUGGAGGAAGAAGAUUCCGAGGACUCAAAACCUCUCUUGGAGGAAUUGGACAUUGAUCUGAAGGAUAUUUACUAUAAAAUCCGAUGUGUGUUGAUGCCAAUGCCCUCACUUGGAUUUAAUAGACAGGUCGUGAGAGACAACCCUGACUUUUGGGGCCCACUAGCUGUGGUCCUUUUCUUUUCAAUGAUCUCACUAUACGGUCAAUUUCGAGUUGUUUCAUGGAUUAUAACAAUUUGGAUAUUUGGAUCGCUAACCAUCUUCUUACUAGCUCGGGUUCUUGGUGGUGAGGUUGCAUACGGUCAGGUUCUUGGAGUCAUUGGAUAUUCGCUACUCCCACUGAUUGCGAUUGUUCCAGUCCUUUUGGUUGUUCGAUCUUUUGAGCUUUUAGCUACAGUUAUAAAGCUGUUUGGUGUAUUCUGGGCUGCUUACAGUGCUGCAUCCCUGCUGGUUGGAGAAGAAUUUAAAACAAAGAAACCUCUUCUUAUCUAUCCAAUCUUUCUCCUGUACAUCUAUUUUUUGUCCUUGUAUACCGGUGUCUGAUAUUCAAGAGAUUUGACUUUCGGUAAGGACUGUUGCAAGGACAUUGCGAGGAAAAAGUGCUAUGCACUCUACAUGAUGAAGAAAAUUAAUUUCAUCCUCUUCAGCAAAUGUUAUUUUGGGGUCCAAAAGCAUAGUUCUAAGGUUUAAACACUUCCUAGUGUUCAGCAUACAUUUAUAUUUAAUUAAUGUUUUAAAACUUUUGGUUUGUGUGGAAAUGACUUGUAAAGGUGAAGGCUGCGACCAGUUUUACAUGGAAUGGAGAACGGACAGUGCUAAAUACCUGUGCUGAAACGUCAAGAAUGAAAUAGCCAAGGAAAAGCAUUUCUGCCAAAUUUGAUUCGGAAACAUCCUGAAGAAAAAUUUAAAGUUAAGGCAUUGUUAUUUUGAAAUCAAUGUACUUUUUAAAAUGUGCAGUUUUAUGAGAUUAUAAUAAGUGAAAUUGAUUCUGUAGAUACCUUUAUGUAAUGCAAUCUUGUAAACAGAUUUAUUCUGAGCAUUUAAAAACUUUGUGUAGAUGAGUUCAAAUUUUCUUUAAGUUGGGUGCAUUUGCUUGGAUUAUUUUUAGCUGCUCUGUUGUAUACAAAACCUAUAACAUAAGCAUUUGUAAAAUAAACUGCCAAUAAUGGUUCAAUGGAUA